Diaporthe amygdali is the source of this 1599-nucleotide messenger RNA. RefSeq lists its product as uncharacterized. The record is from RefSeq and is a predicted model, not a curated record. Gene Ontology annotation, biological process: transmembrane transport; amino acid transport. Gene Ontology annotation, cellular component: membrane. The transcript is spliced from 3 exons. Bases 1 to 1599 code for a protein of 532 amino acids. Gene Ontology annotation, molecular function: transmembrane transporter activity. NCBI's taxonomy places the organism in Eukaryota, Fungi, Ascomycota, Sordariomycetes, Diaporthales, Diaporthaceae.
AUGCACGAAGGCGGCAUCAUGGCCCAGCCUCAGGCUGACGUCGACGCCGACGCCACCCUCGAGAAGUUGGGUGUCAAGCAGGAGUUGCACAGAAAUUUCUCCAAAAUUUCCAUGCUCGGCCUCGCCUUUGCCAUCCUCAACAGCUGGACUGCCUUGGCCGCUUCGCUGUCUCUGGCUCUCCCCUCUGGAGGACCCUCGGCUAUCCUCUGGGGACUCAUCGUCGCUGGGCUCUGCAACCUGUGCCUUGCUGCUUCGCUUGCUGAGUUUCUCUCAGCCUGGCCCACUGCCGGCGGCCAAUAUCACUGGGUUGCUAUCAUCUCAUGGAAGCGAUUCAGCAGGGCCAUCUCGUACUCGACAGGCUGGAUCAACACCGCAGCCUGGGUGUGUCUGACUGCCACCGGUGGCCUCCUGGGCAGCCAGCUCAUCCUCGGCAUUAUCUCCCUCAUGAAUCCCACCUACGAGCCCGCAAGCUGGCACCAGUUCCUGAUAUACAUUGGUUACACUCUCGCUGCCUUCUUCCUCAACGCUUUCGCCAACCGUCUGUUGCCGUACUUUAACAAGGCCGCCUUCCUGUGGUCACUUGCUGGUUUCACAAUCAUCUGCAUCACCGUCCUCGCCUGCGCUACUCCUAACUACCAGAAGGCGUCAUUCGUGUUUGGCGGCUUUAUAAACGAGGUUGCCUGGCCGGACGGGCUGUCGUGGAUGCUUGGUCUGCUGCAAGGCGCAUUUGCUCUGACCGGUUUCGAUGCGACCAUUCACAUGAUCGAGGAAAUCCCACGUCCUCAGAUCGAAGGUCCUAAGAUCAUGAUAUACGCCAUUUGCAUUGGCAUGUUCACCGGUUUUAUUUUCUUGACCUGUCUCCUGUUUGUACUCAAGGAUGUCGAUGCCGUGAUCGAGUCCGCGGCAGGUCCUCUCUUGCAGAUUCUCUUUGACGCAACCGACAACAAGGCCGGCGCGAUCUGCCUGCUGAUCUUCCCUGUCGUCUGCAUGCUUUUCACGACAACUUCCAUCAUGACGACAAGCUCUCGUAUGAGCUACGCGUUCGCCCGCGACCGUGGACUGCCUGCCAGCCGGAUCUUUGCCAAGGUCCACAAAGGACUCGACGUGCCCCUCAACGCCUUGAUUUGGACCACUGUCUGGGUCAUCAUCUUCGGCUGCGUCUUCUUGGGCUCUUCGAGUGCCUUCAAUGCAAUUACUGCCGCCAGUGUCGUCGCUCUGGGCGUCACAUAUGCCAUCCCACCAGCGAUCAAUGUCAUGCGUGGCCGCAAAAUGUUGCCGGAGACACGAGCCUUCAAGAUGCCCGAGUGGCUGGGCUGGUUGACCAACCUUGUCGGUAUCGCUUGGACGCUCCUGACGACUGUCCUCUUUGUUUUCCCUCCUGAGCAACCAGUUACCGGGACAAACAUGAACUACGCCAUCGUUGCUUUCGGCGUUGUUCUUAUUAUCGCCGUUGUCCAGUGGUUGAUUGAUGGCCGAAAGAACUACGAAGGCCCCCACAUCGACUCGGAAGCGCUGGGCAAGGAGGUGGUCGAGGGCGUCAGGGGUGAAAGUAAGCCGUCAGGGAUCGAGACGAUCGAUUCUAAGGCUGUGGAGCAAUAA